Molecule: messenger RNA, 4793 nt
Organism: Achroia grisella
Lineage: Eukaryota; Metazoa; Arthropoda; Insecta; Lepidoptera; Pyralidae
Exons: 5
Coding region: 1-4524 (1507 amino acids)
Source: RefSeq, a predicted model, not a curated record
AUGAGUGUGUGUUGCCCCCCCUUAAAAAGGGGAGCCCCCGGGCGCGGUGGUGGCGACGCCGCUGUGUCCGGAGUGAGAGAAGGUACGAUCCCGGGGAACGCAUGGCGACCCGGGGCGGCCCGGUGGCCAGACCACCAACGGCUGAAUCUGGUCGCUGUUGGUGUGUCUGUGAGAGAGUCCCCGACCCGUGUCGGGGCACCGGGCGGCAGGCGGUGUUGCUGUUCCACCGCCUUGCGCCCGGCGUGGAGGGGGGCGGAGGGUGCUUGCACCCGAAGUCCCAACCUAGACACUCGGGGCGGCGGAUGUAGGGGCAUCCUAAGCUCCAGGGAGGAGAGUGAUCAGAGGAGGGUGGGCGCGGAGUGGUCCCCGCGCCCGCAUCCGAGCGGCUCCUUCAAUGGAGACCCGCGGCCGGCAUGCGGACGAAUGCUUCGGCGGACCCGCAUGACGGCGCUUUCACGCGGUUGUAAAGGAGGAACACCGGGGGGUUUUGGUUUCCAUGACGGACUCCGUCACAUUGGCGGACGCCGACACGGUGCGGUCGGCGGCGAGGUCGCGGCCCGUCUCGCGAGCAAGGUCGCGGGCAUCUCGGCCUCUUCAGCGUCGUCGACGCGCUCCACGCGCUCGACGCGCUCGAUGCUGGUAGAGGACGAUUUGUCCGGCUGCCUUGUGUCGAGCGAGGACGGGCUGGCGAAGGCGGCCGUGCCGAAGCGGCCGCACGUGGAUGGACCGGGCCCUUCCGGGGCGGCGGGCAAGCCGUCCAAAAUCCCCUGCCCGUCGUCCGGGAAUGGGAUUGUCCUGGCGGUGCCCGUGGGCCGUGGCACAAAGAGUCCGGCAACGUCGCCGAAGUCCCGGCGGCAGGAAAAACGAGGGGACGACGGGUUGUUCGUCCGACCCUCGGAGGUCCCUGCGGGAAAGGAGAAGGUCCCCCCAAUGGAUGACUCGCAGCCUGUGGCCGUCUUCAGGGCGGAGGCCCAGAGAAAGCUCGGGGCUGCCCUGGACACGGUGCACAGGUGCGGAAACCUAAAGGGGACCGACCAGAAGCGGCUGAAGGAGAGCAUCAGCUCCGUGAUGCUGAUGGCGGAGGAACUGGACGGGAGUGCCGUCAUCGACAGCGAGUUCACCGCGAGCGCCGUCAAACGGCGAAUGCUGGAGGCGCAGGUGGAGGAGCUCCGUAAGGAGAACAAGGAGCUCCGAAACCAGCUCCUGGCGCUCCAAGCCGAGAUGCGGCAGCUCGCGGCGAACUCGGGGUCGCAACCUCCUUCGGCCGCUUCCCAGGCGCCGCAGGGGCCUGCGAGGGUAAGGGCACCUGCCCCGACCCCUGAGCUAGAUGAGGUCGGGGCCUUCAGGGCGGAAAUAAUGAGGGCCACCGGGGAGUUGAUAGAUGCCCGAAUAGGGAUCCAAAUUGAGAAGGGCAUCAGGGAGAUAAAGGCCGCCCUGGGUCUCAACUCCCCGGCGACAUCAAUCCGCCCUGAGCACCGCCCGCCGCUGCAAAGCGACGGGCAAUACGAGGUGUUGUCCCGGCUCCCCGGCGCAGGGGGACCGGGCUUCAGGGACGCUCCCCAUCUGCGGGGGGCGCGAGGCGCAGAAUUCCCGCCGCUUCAACCCGCCAACCGGCCUGCCUCUGGCAGCCAACAGCCGGGGCCGUCGGGCGCGGGGCGCGCAACCGAGGGCUGGAGCACAGUGGUACGACGGGGCGGCAAAAACCGCAACGUCCCUGAGAGGCAGACCCAGAGUACUCAGAGUACUCAGAGGACCUCUGGGGCUCCUUCUCAGGGGAAGAAGGGAAAGCCGGCCCCGCCGUCGCCAUCAAAGUUGCGUGCCCCGCGAUCGGCGGCGGUGGUGGUUACACUGUGCCCGGAGGCAGAAGCGGCGGGAGUGACUUACUCCGCCGUCCUCAAGGAGGCGAAGGAUAAGAUCGACCUCGCCUCCUUGGGGAUAGGAAGCCUGCGCUUCAAGACCGCGGCUACUGGGGCCCGGAUCCUGGAGAUCCCAGGGUCCCAGACGGGAGACCAGGCCGACGCGCUCGCGUCGAAGUUCCGGGACGUGUUCCCGGACGGUACGGUCCGUAUCGCCAGGCCCACCAAGACCGCGGAGAUGAGGAUGGAGGCUUCCAUCGUCCAGGCCUGGGUUCCCAUACCGGAGGGGCCUGUGGAGGUCGACGCAGAGGUGGGCUGGUUCGGUGAGGCUCUGUCGCACAUUUGCGACGCGGCGAUGCCCCGAGCCGGCCCUCGACCUCCUAGGCGUCAGGUGUACUGGUGGUCGGAGGAGAUAGCGGCGUUGAGGGAGGAGUGCUCCGCCGCCCGCCGCCGGUACACCAGGCACCGCCGACUCAGGCGGGGCCGCGACGCCGACGAGGAAGCACAGCUGUACGAGCAGUACAAAGAGAGGAAGAAAGCUCUGCAGCUGUCCAUCAGCAGGGCCAAGGAGACAGCCAGGGAAGAACUCCUGGAGACCCUGGACAGGGAUCCAUGGGGGCGUCCUUAUAGGUUCGUCAGGGGCAAAUUACGCCCCUGGGCGCCCCCCGUGGCAGAGGGUCUCCAGCCGCAGCAGUUGGAGGAGGUGUUGGAGGAGCUGUUCCCGAGACAGCCUCCCUUCACACCUCCUCCGAUGAUGCCGCGUGGCAGUGAUGGAGAGGCCAGCGGCGUCAGCGCUGCUGCGGUUCCUGCCAUCACCGUGGAGGGUCCGGAUGGCAUCCACGGCCGCGUCCUGGCCUUGGCCCUAAACACCCUAGGGGACCGACUCCGGCGCUUGUUCAAUGCGUGUCUGGAGUCGGGACGGUUUCCCAAUCAGUGGAAAGCGGGUAGAGUGGUCCUGCUCCGCAAAGCGGAGCACCCCGCAGGUUCGGUGGUUCCCUCGGCGUUCCGCCCCAUAGUGCUGUUGGACGAGAUCGGCAAGCUCUUCGAGAGAAUCUUGGCGGGCCGACUCGUCCAACACCUGUCUCAGGUAGGUCCCGAUCUCAGCCCGAAGCAGUUCGGGUUCCGAGAGGGGCGCUCGACGAUAGACGCGAUCUCGCGUGUGCGCUCCCUCUCGGAAGAGGCGACGUCCCAGGGUGGGGUGUUGUUGGCGGUCUCGUUGGACAUAAAGAACGCCUUCAACACCCUGCCCUUUGCGACUAUUAGGGAGGCGCUGCAGUACCAUCGCGCGCCUCCCUACAUUCGGGACGUGAUCGGGGCCUAUCUCGAAGACAGGUCUGUGCUCUGCACGGGGCGGAACGGCGUUGUAGUGCCGAGGGACAUGCAACGCGGUGUUCCACAGGGGUCGGUUCUGGGCCCGAUCCUGUGGAACAUCGGGUAUGAUUGGAACCUGCGGGGCGCCCUUUUAACGGGCACUGACCUCGUGUGUUACGCGGAUGACACCUUGGUCACUGCCCGGGGGCGGGACCUACGGGAGGCUACCCGCUUUGCCACGGCAAGCGUGGCACUGGUCGUCGGCCGAAUAAGGAGGCUUGGGCUCCAGGUGGCGCUGGAGAAGACCGAGGUCCUAUGUUUUCAUGGGCCUCGGCGCGCGCCACCUCCGGAUGCCCAGCUGGUCGUCAGUGGCCAGAGGGUGGGGGUCAAGCCCUGUAUUAGGUAUUUGGGGCUUGACCUGGACAGUCGUUGGAGCUUCCGCGCUCACUUUCGGAACCUGGUCCCUCGCCUUAUGGCAGCCGCCGGCGCUCUUAGCUGGCUGCUGCCAAAUGUGAGGGGCCCGGGAGAAGGUUCCCGCCGCCUAUACCUCGGCGUGGUGCGGUCCAUGGCCCUGUACGGGGCCCCCAUCUGGGUGGGGGCCCUAGGUAGGGAAAAUGUGGCCUGCCUUAACAGGCCACACAGGGUCAUGGCCAUACGGGCCAUAAGAGGCUACCGCACCAUAUCCGGGGAAGCGGCGGGUCUGCUGGCGGGGUCUCCUCCGUGGGACUUGGUAGCGGAGCUCCACGCGUCAGUGUAUCACUGGCGCGCGGAGCGACGUUCCAUGGGGGAGGCACCCGCUGGCCAUGAGAUUGGAGCGCGGAGGUCCGACUUUCGGCGGAUCCUCAGGAUCAGGUGGAGAGAAAGGCUGGCCAGUCCAUCGGCCGGCCUGAGGACCGUCGAGGCUGUCCGUCCCAUCCUCAAAAGAUGGAUGAAUAGGAGAUGGCCACUGACGUACCGCAUGACACAGAUACUGUCCGGGCACGGGUGCUUCGGGCGGUAUCUGUGUCAUGUGGCGAGGAAGGAGCCGACGACCGGCUGCCACGAGUGCGGAGGUGUGGAGGACACGGCGCAACACACGCUGGACGAAUGUCCAGCGUUCGAGAGUGAGCGCCGUGUCCUCACACGAAUAGUGGGGGACGAUCUCUCGCUGCCGAAUUUAGUUCGGAGGAUGAUCAGUAGCGAGAGAUCGUGGCUGGCGGUGAGCUCCUUCUGCGAGGAAGUUAUCUCGCGGAAGGAGGCGGCGGAAAGGGAGCGGGAGUCAGAUCGUCCCGCUUCCCUCCGCCGCAGAAGAGCCAGGCCUAGAGGUGGGGGCGUACCCAACUCCGCCCCCCUCUAUCCCCCACUGGGGCCGGGGUGACUGCCUUGAGGGAGGCAGUCCCCCAAUCCAAAGGCCCCGGAGGUGUGCGCGUGUACCCACACGCCUCCACAAUGGAGUAGGGCGAAAUAGGUCGCCCUAACCACAAAACGAGAUGGGGCCUGCCCUACAACAUCUACAGGGCGGGCCGUCGCCGUCGGAGCUGGGGUAGAAUGCACUUGCGAAUCCCCUGGCUCCGGCAUAGGCGCUCGUAGGUACACCGUGUGGUUUUUAGUGAGUCAAGUCUCACACACCACCUCGCCAUCCCUCCG